UGCCCCCGCGCGGCCGGGGGCGGGGCCGCCGGCACGAGCCGCUGGCGCUGGUUAAAGGUGGCAGAAGUUGCAAACACCCUUCCACAAACACCCUUCUGGCUUUGCUCUGGGCUUCCCCUCCCUCUCCAGGAUGGCAGGUGGCAUCACUGACACCGGAGAGCUUUACUCUCCCUAUGUUGGCCUGGUGUACAUGUUCAACCUCAUUGUUGGAACAGGAGCCCUGACCAUGCCCAAGGCCUUUGCCACAGCAGGGUGGCUCGUCAGCCUCGUCCUCCUGAUGUUCCUGGGGUUUAUGAGCUAUAUGACUACAACCUUUGUGGUGGAAGCCAUGGCUGCUGCAAAUGCCCAGCUGAGAUGGAAGAGAAUGGAAAAACGCAAGGAGGAUGAUGAAGAUGAGGAUUCUUCCUCUGGAGUGUCUGACAGUGAUGUUCUCCUCCACGAUGGCUACGAGCGAGCAGAGACACGGCCUAUCCUGUCAGUUCAGAGACGUGGCUCAGCCAAUAUCUUUGAAAUCACUGAGAGGGUGGAAAUGGGCCAGAUGGCCUCCAUGUUCUUCAAUAAAGUGGGUGUCAACCUCUUCUAUUUCUGCAUAAUUAUCUACCUCUAUGGAGACCUGGCAAUCUAUGCAGCAGCGGUGCCAGUGUCCCUAAUGCAGGUGACCUGCAGUGUCACUGGCAACCAUUCUUGCAGUGUUGGAGACAGCACAAAGUACAAUGACACGGACAAGUGCUGGGGGCCAAUUCGAAGGAUUGAUGCUUACAGGCUGUAUCUGGCGGCCUUCACGCUCCUCCUGGGUCCUUUCACCUUCUUCAAUGUGCAGAAGACCAAGUACCUUCAAAUCAUGACGUCCCUCAUGAGAUGGAUAGCUUUCAUCCUCAUGAUUAUUCUGGCCCUCAUCCGCAUCAGCAGAGGCCAAGCUGAAGGUCACCCGUCCGUGGCCGAGCUGUCGGGCAUCCGCAAUCUCUUUGGGGUGUGCGUCUAUUCCUUCAUGUGCCAGCACUCCCUGCCAUCCCUCAUCACCCCCAUCUCCAAGAAGAAGCACGUCAACAAGCUUGUGCUGCUCGAUUACGUCCUGAUCCUGGCGUUCUACAGCCUCCUGUCCUUCACUGCCAUUUACUGCUUCCGCAACGACACCCUCAUGGACAUGUACACGCUCAACUUCACCAACUGCGACAUCGUCGGCGUGGCCUUCAUCCGCUACUUCCUGGGCCUCUUCCCGGUCUUCACCAUCAGCACCAACUUCCCCAUCAUUGCGGUGACGCUGCGCAACAACUGGAAGACCCUUUUCCACAGAGAGGGGGGCACCUACCCGUGGCUGGUGGACAGGAUUGUCUUUCCUGCCAUCACGCUGGUUCCCCCGGUGCUGGUGGCGUUCUGCACCCACGACCUGGAGUCCCUGGUGGGGAUCACGGGAGCCUAUGCUGGCAAUGGGAUCCAGUACCUCAUCCCAGCUUUCCUGGCCUACUGCAGCCGCAAGGACACGCAGCUGGUGUUCGGCAGCGGGACGGUGAACAAACACCUCUCCCCUUUCCGGCACAGCUUCUGGAUUGUGUUCGUGCUCAUUUGGGGUUUCUCUUGCUUCAUAUUUGUGACUGCAAACAUUGUCCUGAGUGAGUCAAAGCUCUGAUGGGGGUAGCAGCACACUCCCUCUGGAGCUCCAGAGACUCCAGCAUUUCAGCUCCCCCUCUGGAACUGUGCACUGAGGGGGAAAGGCAGUAUGAAGGGAAGUUUCCAGGCCGUUGGCUUGGUGACACAGACUUUCUUCACUCCACUUUGGGUGUGUGUGGAGUGGACUCUGCCUCGUUACAGUUCUGGUUCUCGGACAAAGCCCUGGGGCUGAGCCCUUGGCAGCCUGCACCAUUAACCAGUGUCCAGCCGUUCCUGCCUUUGGCUCUGUCAGAGCAGCACGUUCUCUGUCUGUCCCUCUGUGGCUCUGUGUGUGCUGCAGGUCUCGGCACACAGGAGAGAGACAGCCUUGGCUGCAUCACUAAAUGUCUCUGCUCCCAAAGGCAGGAAUGUGCUGUGCAGAAUCCAGCAGGAGUUUGGGAUAACUGAGUCUCUUCUUACUGCUGAGACUCCUUCAGACCAACCUCCUGUGCCAGCUGAAGGAAAGCAUAAGGGUGGAAAUAGACCUAAUUCAGAAGGAAAUAAUUUUGUGCUGUUACAUUUUCUUUUUCUAGAAGCAUUAUCAUGUUUGUGCACAUUGCCUUGAAUAGGGGAUCUUUUGCUUAGAGCUGGAUUUCUCCAGCCUGGGAGUUACAUUCACAUUUCCAUCCUGUUCUCCUGUGCUGUGACAGCUCAGUUGGGCAGAGCAAUGCCCCUCUGCAUGCAGGGAUACAGCUCUUCCCCCUGGAAGGGAAAUCAGCCUUGCUGCCCUCAGCACCAGCACGGGACUCGGAGCUUUCCACUGGCAGGGCCCCUCUCCCUUUCUCAGCUUUGCCCGGGGCUGGUACAAGCAGCCAGGCCUGAACUCCAGCGGCCAGGAUCGGGAUCGGUGCGGGCUGGGGAGGUGCUAAUUACCCACUCCUGACACGCCAGAGGCUUCGGCUGUGCACACUGAAGCGUUCCCGGCUCCCGUUGGGUAAUUAGCCUUGAAACAAGGUGGGUGUUAACGCAGGGGAAUGAGCUGGUGCCAGGAGGAGGCGGCUGUGCCCUGGCUCAGCCCUGCCUGCAGCAGCAGCGCUCCCGAAACGAGGGAGCAAAACCUGAAACCCUGCUGGAACUGGGCCUGACCCUGUCUUGUCUUUCUGCACAGGGCUAAGGUGGG
Messenger RNA from Melozone crissalis (California towhee), 2767 nucleotides. It is a transcript of the gene SLC38A12, whose product is annotated as transmembrane protein 104. Lineage: Eukaryota; Metazoa; Chordata; Aves; Passeriformes; Passerellidae. The coding region runs from base 131 to 1627 and encodes 498 amino acids. The transcript has 10 exons. The record is from RefSeq and is a predicted model, not a curated record.